AUGCAGCUCAAGCUCUCUUUUGUCGCUGGUCUCAUCGCCAGUUCGGCAUUCGCCAUCGCGGCUCCAGUUAACAAGGAGGAGCGUGGUAUCAACAUCGACAUCGCUAAGCGUUCCAACCUCAAGAUCGCCGGUACCGACCAGAUCGACUGGUCCAAGGUCAACGCUCACAUGAGCAGCCUCCGCGCCAAGUACUCCAAGAAUCUCGCCAACUUUGAGAAGAACACCGGCAAGGUCCACCCUCUCAAGCGCGACCUCCCUGCCGAGCUCAAGAAGCGUGCCACUGGUUCCGUCGCUCUCACUGACCAGGAGGGCGGUGAGCUCUGGACUGGUACCAUGGCUUACGGUACUCCUGCUCAAAGCUUUUCCAUCGACUUUGAUACUGGUUCCUCCGACACUCUUGUGAACAAGGGUACCUUCAAACCCUCUGCCUCUUCCACUUCCCGCACCAACGGUGACCAGUUCAGCACUGCUUAUGGUGACGGCACCACUGCUAAGGGUACCAUCUACACUGACACUGUUCACAUCGGUGGUUUGAGCGCUACCAACACUGCUAUCGGUGCUUCCACCACCACCUUCAUCGACGCCUCUGAGGGUUCCUCCGGUAUCUCGGGUAUGGCUCUUCCUCAGCUCGCUGCUUUUGGCUCCAAGUACCUUCCUUACUUCUACCGCCUUAAGCAGGCUGGUGCCGUCACCUCGGGCAAGUUCCAGUUCGAUCUCCGAACCUCUGGCUCUUCGCUCUUCCUCGGUGGCACCGACUCCGCCAAGUACUCAUCCACCCCUGUCUACGUCAACAUUGACUCCAACCAGGGCUUCUGGCAGGUCCCCGCCUCUGUCAACGGCCAGCGCAUCGACUCGAUCGUUGACACCGGCACAACCAUCAUCGUUGCCCCCACAAGCCAGGCUCGGACUCUCUUCCAGACCCUCGGCUUGCCCACUUUCCAGCAGGACGGUAGCAUUUAUGCUUACUACAACUGCAACUCGCCUCCCAAGGUCACCUUCAGGUAUGGCAGCUACACCAAGACUCUCAGUGCCGCCACUACUUCGUUCGGUACCACCAACAGCGGCAAGUGUGUCUUGUCCGUCGCUGGUUCCGACUUGGGCUUGAACGCUUGGAUUACCGGUGACUCGUUCUUGCAGAACGUCGUUGCUAUCUUUGACACUGACAACAACAGUGUCGGUUUCGCAAACAAGGCUUAA
Messenger RNA from Ustilago hordei, 1197 nucleotides. RefSeq lists its product as uncharacterized. Gene Ontology annotation, molecular function: aspartic-type endopeptidase activity. The transcript has a single exon. Gene Ontology annotation, biological process: proteolysis. NCBI's taxonomy places the organism in Eukaryota, Fungi, Basidiomycota, Ustilaginomycetes, Ustilaginales, Ustilaginaceae. The record is from RefSeq and is a predicted model, not a curated record. Bases 1 to 1197 code for a protein of 398 amino acids.